AUGAGCGCAAGUGCAGGGGUGGAUCCUAAACCGCCUCGACAGCCAAAGUUCCCAACUCACAACUCGCCGCGUGUGUGGUUCCUGACCAGCGCCAAUUCCCCUGUCGGCAUCUCGUUGGCGCGACACCUCCUCGACCAUGGAGAUUACAUUGUCGCCGGCGUGCCUGCGCUAGAGUUUGAAAAGAAUGCCGAACAGUCAACACACUUUCGCGACUUUCUCGACGAGGUCAAAGAGCAGGAGACAUGGUCGGGUCGGCUGAGGGUUGUCGGUCUGGACGUACGCAUCAUGGGCCAGUGCCAAAGCGCCAUCGCAGAGGCCGUCCACAGCUUUGGUCGCAUCGACAUCCUGUUCUGCUGUACCUCAGAGACUCUGAUUGGCACCGUCGAAGAACUGUCACAGACGACUCGCACCCACUCUCUCAUCCGCGACCAGUUUGAGACAAACUUCUUUGGUCCCGUCAAUGUGAUCAAGUCUAUCCUGCCCACCUUCCGCACAAAGAGGAACGGCCAUAUUGUCAUGCUUUCCAACCUCUCGGGCCACAUGGGUACUCCAGGCAUGUCCAUCUAUUGCGCCAGUCAAUGGGCCAUCGAAGGCUACUGUGACAGUCUUGCCUACGAGGUUGCCCCCUUCAACAUCAAAAUGACCAUUAUACAACCCAACAUGGAAAUUGCUGUCUUGACCAACCGUAUAACCGCUGCUCCUCCCAUGCCUGCCUAUGCUGCCGACCAAAACCCUGCUCCCUUGUUCCGCGAUAUUCUGGCAGGCAUGCUUGACCGUCUCGAAGGCUCAGAUGAGCCGACCACUGGCGAUCAGCUUCAGUCUGACACCAUCAACACCAUUUAUGCUCCUCUGACCAAAGGGAUGAAGGAAUCCCUGGUGGCCGAGACGGUUCAUGCUGUUGCUGCAAUUGGCGGUCACGACAACCCACCUGCUCGGCACAUUGUCGGUCUUGAAGGUACUGCUACUGUCAAGGAGAAGCUCAAGACUGUGAGCGAAGAGCUCGAAGACUUUGUUGCUAGCAGCGCUGCCGUCGACAUUGACAAGCAUGAAGACCCCAACCUCCAGCAAAACCAUCAGACUUGA
Molecule: messenger RNA, 1083 nt
Organism: Aureobasidium melanogenum CBS 110374
Lineage: Eukaryota; Fungi; Ascomycota; Dothideomycetes; Dothideales; Saccotheciaceae
Product: NAD(P)-binding protein
Exons: 1
Coding region: 1-1083 (360 amino acids)
Source: RefSeq, a predicted model, not a curated record